Molecule: messenger RNA, 1124 nt
Organism: Suricata suricatta (meerkat)
Lineage: Eukaryota; Metazoa; Chordata; Mammalia; Carnivora; Herpestidae
Gene: NRTN
Product: neurturin
Exons: 3
Coding region: 632-982 (116 amino acids)
Molecular function (GO): growth factor activity; receptor tyrosine kinase binding; glial cell-derived neurotrophic factor receptor binding
Source: RefSeq, a predicted model, not a curated record
AUCAGUUUAUCCGUUUGGAGGGGAAACCAGGGCUCAGAGAGGGACAGGAAGUCACUGCCAAGGACCCCAAAAGGCGAGCAACAGUCUCAGACCCCGGGUUCCUGCCUCCUAGACUGUGCUGUAAAUCACCAUCUCCUCCACACCCUAGUCCCACAGUGCCCCCUGCUGGGAGUGGCCGCAACUCCUUGAAGUCUCCCCAAGCUCACUGGGCUCCACCCACCCCAGGCUCCUGGGUGCACUGGCCAUCCUCGGUCUAGCCUCAGGACUUUUGCACAGACUGUUCUCUCGCCUGCGAGGCCAUUGUCUCCUGCCUGGCCAACGCCUACUAUUGUUCAAGUCUCAGCUUUCCUCAACCCUCAGGAAGCACUGGGGGGCUCCAGGAUGGGGGUGCUUCUCCUUUGACCCCCUAGCACACCGCCCACCCCUUUUCUUGGCAGCAUUUUUCACGACCUUGUUCAGGGAUUCCUAGAUGAAUCGUUUCUGGGUUAUAUCUGAUCAUUAAGCAGAAGUGGUUUGAAACGGGGGGCCCCACCGUGUCCCUGAUGUCUGGCCCGGUGCCCUGUGCCCAUUUGUCGCCUGAACAGACCGACGGAGGCCGCGUGGCUGACCAUCCCGUGCCCGCAGGCCGAGGAUGCAGCGCUGGAAGGCGGCAGCCUUGGCCUCGGUGCUCUGCAGCUCCGUGCUCUCCAUCUGGAUGUGUCGCGACGGUCUGCUGCUCAGCCACCGCCUGGGACCCCCACUGGCCUCCCUGCGCCGGCCACCUCGCACCCUGGACGCCAGGAUCGCCCGCCUGGCCCAGUAUCGCGCGCUGCUGCAGGGCGCCCCGGACGCGGUGGAGCUGAGCGAGCUGACGCCCUGGGUCGGGAGGCCCCCGCGUCCGCGCCGUCGGGCGGGGCCCCGGCGGCGGGUGUCCUUCCUGGACGCGCACAGCCGCUACCACACGGUGCACGAGCUGUCGGCGCGCGAGUGUGCCUGCGUCUGACCCUACCUCACCGGGCCCCGCGCGACGGCGCCCACCGUCCCGCCUGGCGGGCCCCGCGACCACGGACUGCCCAUGCGCAGAGGAUGCUGUCGAGGCCUCAGGACUGUCCAAUGCCCGCCCCGGAUAAAGUGUGGAAAAUGGA